UUCUGAAAGAGAGCGCAAAGCAUUUGUUACGGUUUUAUAAAUUUAUAUUUUAGAAAAUCUGCAACAUGUCUGGACGUGGAAAAGGGGGUAAGGUGAAGGGAAAGGCAAAGUCACGAUCAAAUAGAGCAGGAUUACAAUUUCCGGUUGGCCGUAUUCAUCGGCUUUUAAGGAAAGGUAAUUAUGCCGAACGAGUUGGAGCUGGAGCGCCAGUUUACUUAGCAGCAGUGAUGGAAUAUCUGGCUGCUGAAGUUCUCGAGUUGGCAGGAAAUGCUGCUCGUGAUAACAAAAAGACAAGAAUUAUUCCGAGACAUUUGCAAUUGGCGAUCCGAAAUGACGAAGAAUUAAAUAAAUUGUUGUCUGGCGUGACUAUAGCUCAGGGUGGUGUCUUGCCAAACAUACAAGCUGUUUUGCUUCCAAAGAAGACAGAAAAAAAAACAUAAUUAAAAAUUUACAAAUAAAAACGGCCCUUUUUAGGGCCACCAGAUUGAUUUUUCUUUAAGGCAUUAUCUCGUUUGGAUUACGUCACUAAUAUUUUCAUUUAAACGAAAAUUUAUCUUCUAAAUACA
Molecule: messenger RNA, 566 nt
Organism: Vespa velutina
Lineage: Eukaryota; Metazoa; Arthropoda; Insecta; Hymenoptera; Vespidae
Product: histone H2A-like
Exons: 1
Coding region: 66-440 (124 amino acids)
Cellular component (GO): nucleosome
Molecular function (GO): DNA binding; structural constituent of chromatin; protein heterodimerization activity
Source: RefSeq, a predicted model, not a curated record